AUGAGAAAGUUCAACGUAGGUUAAGUCCUCCAUAAGUCAGAGGUGUUACUGUACACAGCACCAGUCUGUUUCAUGCCAUACUGUAGCUCAGCUGGUAGAGCACGGCGCUUGUAACGCCAAGGUAGUGGGUUCGAUCCCCGGGACCACCCAUACACAAAAAUGUAUGCACGCAUGACUGUAAGUCGCUUUGGUUAAAAGCGUCUGCUAAAUGGCUUAUUAUUAUUAUAAUUAUUAUUAUUAUUAUUAUAAUUAUUAUUAUUAUUAUUACUGGAAUGUUGUUCUUAGAAACCUGGCAUGUUUGGUCAACUUUGCUAAAGGCCUAUAUAUACGCUAGCUUGCACCGUGUGAGUUGAAGCUUUUUGCUUUUGAACAUUCUAACCUCAUACAAGGCCACAGGGUUAGGACGGCGUAAAUAUUGUUGUUUCUAUCUCUCUCUCUCUCUCACACACACACACACACACACACACACAAGAGUAUUGCUAGAACAAACACACAGCCCUUGACCCAGAUCCUCAGGUCCCAGGGAGCCUGGAAAGAGCCUUGGGUGUGUGUGUGUGAGGUAUUUUUAUCAGGUGUAGGGUUGCCUCACCAUGAAGGCUGGGCCGUGAGGGAGGACGGGCUGGGCUGCUCCAAGGGUAACCAGUCUCUGACAACAUUUUAUUUAUUUAUUUUAUUUAACCUUUAUUUAACCAGGUAAGCCAGUUGAGAACAAGUUCUCAUUUACAACUGCCACCUGGCCAAGAUAAAGCAAAGCAGUGCGAUUUAAAAACAACAACACAGAGUUACAUAUGGGGUAAACAAAACAUAAAGUCAAAAAUACAACAUAAAAUAUAUAUACAGUGUGUGCGAAUGUAGUAAGUUAUGGAGGUAAGGCAAUAAAUAGGCCAUAGUGCAAAAUAGUUACAAAUUAGUAUUAACACUGGAAUGAUAGAUGUGCAAAAGAUGAUGUGCAAAUAGAGAUACUGGGGUGCAAAUUAGCAAAAUAAAUAACAAUAUGGGAGUGAGUUAGUUGGGUGGGCUAAUUUCAGAAUGGCUGUGUACAGGUGCAGUGAUCGGUAAGCUGCUCUGACAACUGAUGCUUAAAGUUAGUGAGGGAGAUAAGAGUCUCCAACUUCAGAGAUUUUUGCAGUUCGUUCCAGUCAUUGGCAGCAGAGAACUGGAAGGAAUGGCGGCCAAAGGAGGUGUUGGCUUUGGGGAUGACCAGUGAGAUAUACCUGCUGGAGCGCAUAAUACGGGUGGGUGUUGCUAUGGUGACAAUGAGCUAAGAUAAGGCGGGGAUUUGCCUAGCAGUGAUUUAUAGAUGGCCUGGAGCCAGUGGGUUUGGCGACAAAUAUGUAGUGAGGACCAGCCAACAAGAGCAUACAGGUCACAGUGGUGGGUAGUAUAUGGGGCUUUGGUGACAAAACGGAUGGCACUGUGAUAGACUACAUCCAAUUUGCUGAGUAGAGUGUUGGAGGCUAUUUUGUAAAUGACAUCACCGAAGUCAAGGAUUGGUAGGAUAGUCAGUUUUACGAGGGCAUGUUUGGCAGCAUGAGUGAAGGAGGCUUUGUUGCGAAAUAGGAAGCCGAUUCUAGAUUUAACUUUGGAUUGGAGAUGCUUAAUGUGAGUCUGGAAGGAGAGUUUACAGUCUAACCAGACACCUAGGUAUUUGUAGUUGUCCACAUACUCUAGGUCAGACCCACUUAGAGUAGUGAUUCUAGUCGGGUGGGCGGGUGCAAGCAGCAUUCGGUUGAAGAGCAUGCAUUUAGUUUUACUAGUGUUUAAGAGCAGUUGGAGGCUACGGAAGGAGUGUUGUAUGGCAUUGAAGCUCAUUUGGAGGUUUGUUAACACCGUGUCCAAUGAAGGGCCAGAUGUAUACAAAACACUGCGACGUUGUUGUUUCAGUCUGCAUCCUCACAUAUUGCCUCUAGAAAGAUAUUGUGGGGAUUCUAGAAAUUGCUUCUGACUGUACAUAAUGUGGUGGAUUGGCAUAGUAAUCGGAUCAGUUUUGAAUAGAUUAUAAGCGCAAAAGUAAUGGACUGGGUCAGGCAGCAGACCUAUCAGCUUGCUGUGAGCUCUUACCAAACUGUUGGAAAAAAACGGCGUUUGACCAAAUACAAUGCUAUUUCUCUGUAAACAAAUUAACAACAGACAUUCAGCAUGCUUACAGAGAAGGGCACAACAUGUACUGCACUGACACAAAUGACUGAUGAUUGGUUGAAAGAAAUUGAUAAUAAGAAGAUUGUGGGAGCUGUACUGUUAGAUUUCCGUGCAGCCUUUGAUAUUAUUGACCAUAACCUGUUGUUGAGAAAACGUAUGUGUUAUGGCUUUUCAACCUCUGCCAUAUCGUGGAUUCAGAGCUAUCUAUCUAAUAGAACUCAGAUGUUUUUUUUAAAAUGGAAGCUUCUCUAAUGUCAAACAUGUAAAGUGUGGUAUACCGCAGGGCAGCUCUCUACGCCCUCUACUCUUUUCUAUUUUUACCAAUGACCUGUCACUGGCAUUAAACAAAGCAUGUGUGUCCAUGUAUGCUGAUGAUUCAACCGUAUACGCAUUAGAAACCAUAGCUAAUUAAGUCACUGAAACCCUUAACGAAGAGUUGCAGUCAGUUUUGGAAUGGGUGGCCAGUAAUAAACUGGUCCUGAACAUCUCUAAAAUGAUUGAUCUUAUCUUGAUUAUUGUCCAGUCAUAUGGUGAAGUGCUGCAAAGACCUAGUUAAGCUGCAGCUGGCCCAGAACAGAGCGACAUGUCUUGCUCUUCAUUGUAAUCAGAGGGCUAAAAUUGAUACUAUGCAUGCCAGUCUCUCUUGGCUAUGAGUUGAGGAAAGACUGACUGCAUCACUUCUUGUUUUUAUAAGAAACAUGAAUGUGAUGGAAAUUCCAAAUUGUUUGCAUAGUCAACUUACACACAGCACUGACACAAACACCUACCCCACCAGACAUGCCACCAGGGUUCUUUUCACACUCCCCAGGUCCAGAACAAUACAUGGAACUCCCAUCUCAUAUAGCACAAGUGAAACCUGGUUAAAGCAACAACUCACGGCACAAUGCCUCUCCCCCUUGUGACCUACUUGUUGUGUGUAUGUACUGACAUGUAUGUGUAACUGAUAGAUGCACACUACAUGUUAAUGUUUUUAAAUGUACACCAUAUAUACAAAAGUAUGUGGACACCCCUUCAAAUGAGUGGAUUUGGCUAUUUCAGCCACACCCGUUGCUGACAAGUGUAUAAAAUUGAGCACGCAGCUAGCCAUGCAAUCUCCACAGACAAACAUUUGCAGUAGAAUGGCCUUACUGAAGAGCUCAGUGACUUUCAACGUGGCACUGUCAUAGGAUGCAGUGGAAAUACGUUCUCUGGAGUGAUGCUUCACCAUCUGGCAGUCCGACGGACAAAUCUGUGUUUGGCGGAUUCCAGGAGAAUGCUACCUGCAUUGUAGUUUGGUGGAGGAGGAAUAAUGGUCUGGGGCUGUUUUUCAUGGUUUGGGCUAGGCCCCUUAGUUCCAGUGAAGGGAAAUCUUAACGCUACAGCAUACAAUGACAUUUUAGAAGAUUCUGUGCAUCCAACUUUGUGGCAACAGUUUGGGGAAGGCGCUUUCCUGUUUCAGCAUGGACAAUGCCCCCGUGCACAAAGCAAGGUUCAUACAGAAAUGGUUUGUUGAGAUCGGUGUGGAAGAACUUGACUGGCCUGCAUAGAGCCCUGACCUCAACCCCAUCGAACACCUUUGGGAUAAAUUGGAACGCCGACUGUGAGCCAGGCCUAAUCGCUCAACAUCAUUGCCCGACCUCACUGAUGCUUCCAUUCAGCCACAAGAGCAAGUCACUGCAGCAUUGUCUCAACACCUAAUGGAAAGCCUUCCCUGAAGAGUGGAGGCUGUUAUAGCAGCAAAGGGGGGACCAACUCCAUAUUAAUGCCCAUGAUUUUGGGAUGAGAUGUUUGAUGAGCAGGUGUCCACAUACUUUUGAUCAUUUUGUCUGUAAUGUCUUUAUCGUUAUGUGUCGGACCCCAGUGAGGCUAGCUGUCGCCAUUGACGUUGUCUAAUGGGGAUCCUAAUAAAUCAUUGCCUUUGAGAGCCUCCUCAAUUAAAAUGUCUCUCUCCACCCCCCCUCUCUCUCUCUCUCUCCAGUAGAGAGGUCCAAGCCCCAGCAGCAGGUGCGUAACUCGGGAGCCAUCCGGCGGACUUCUUCCCUGGGUACCAUCACCGGCCCCUACCUCACCGGCCAUUGGCCUCGCGACCACCAUGUGCACUACCCCUCGUUCAUGAAAGAUAAAUCCACUCAGGUAGGUGCCCCCUCACUUCCUGUCCCCCUGUGUCCCCUAUGUGUCAUGUUUUAUCGGGUCCCCCCACUGAGAUGAAUGAAUAACUGUACACUAUGCUUUGUGCAUUAAAGAUAAAUCCACUCAGGUAGGUGCCUCCUCACUUCCUGUCCCCCUACCCUAUCCUUCAUGUGUCACGCUUUGUUCGGUCCCCCUACUGAGAUGAAUGCAUGUGGCAUUUCAUUCAACGACAAAGACCUGACGAUAUUCCAGCUAGAAUAAACUAGGUUUAUUUAUAGCUCUGGUUUGCUGAUCUGCAGAGUUUGAUCAGCAAAGCAUGCUAGUUUUGAACUAGCACACUGAGGUGAAGGACAGGGAACUGCUACAGAUGUAGGAUCUUAAUUUGACCUAUAUUGUCACAGCAAAAUAAUCCAGCAUUAACAGGAUUUGAAUGUUUACUCCAUAAUGGUGCUUGAUUGGUUUAUACAUUUACAUUUUAGUCAUUUAGCAGACGCUCUUAUCCAGAGCGACUUACAGUGAAUACAUAUAUAUAUAUUUUUUUAUACUGGCCCCCCGUGGGAAACGAACCCACAACCCUGGCGUUUCACUGGUCAAAAGUAGGCUACAUUGUUGUGCAAUACUGUUAAUAUAACUGUGGGUUUUUAGUGAAUUUAUGUAAAGCACAAAGCUCAUCUGCAAGAACAUUAGAGUGAUAAAAAAGUGAUCAAAUUAAGAUCCUACAUCUGUAAGCAGAAGUGGUUGAGUACUGAGCUGCAUCACCAUAAGGAAGUGGGCUCUUUCAAAUGACUGGUGGCAGUCAAGUUUGUACAGUACUCAGUCACUGAUUCACCUGCCCACACAGAUAUUAGUUAGCCGCUGUUGACCUCUUUCACAGGUCUAUACACCCUGUUUCCGCCAGUCAGUGUGGGCCUCUAGCCUUACUAUAGAUUAACCAGCCUGGCUCUCUGUAUUAACCUGCCUGGCCUUCUGUGUAUUGAACAAGUAGGCACUGGGUGUCACCGUAGCACAAAGGUGUCAUUGUGGAGAACAUGCGAGAUCCUGUCUGUCUGUGUGACACACGGCUUCUGCUUGUACAGAGCCACGUUGCUGCCAGUCCUGCUGCGGCUGGAAUUUUCCCCCUCCUCCUCCUCCUUGUCUUUCUCUUCUCCUGCUCCUCUUACUCCUUCUUCCACUCCUCAACUUUUCCUCGUCAUUGUCUGUAAUUCUCAGCCAUUGGGUCUGUGACCUGGAAUGUUCUCCUCCUCUUAUUCCUCCUCCUCUUCCUCGCCCUAUUCUGUACAUUGCUGUGACCUGCAACACCCACACCAUCCUGCCAGGUUAUGACAGACAGGCCCAAACACAGAGCACUAAGAUUAUGCCGAGAGAUCAAGAAGUAUUAGUGUGUGGAAGAUUGAUUGUGCAGGCUAGUGUGUGUACUGGGCCAGUUUCAAAUCUAUCCCUCAACCGGACUUUUAAUGGACAUUCUGCUUUCUGCGUUGAACAUGAUUUUACAGUGUCAGCCCAAUAUUCUGGGGUAGAUUAGGCCUUUAGUUUUUUAUUUCUCUCUCCUCUGGGUCUAGUGCAUUAGCCAGUCUCAGUGAGCGUGAGCUAGCAGGGUUAUGACACCACCGGAGCCAGUCAGAGUCAGAGAUGACAUCCCAUAAUGACCUCCUACAUCCUUUUUUUACUGCACUGCUCGGCAACCAGGACCCAAUAACCUCUCAGGCCACCCGAACACCAUAUUGCUAGAUCAUCCCAGAAACCAUAUUACUGUAUGAAUCAACCUGGCAGCCGGUUUACUGUAUGAAUCAACCUGGCAGCCGGUUUACUGUAUGAAUCAACCUGGCAGCCGGUUUACUGUAUGAAUCAACCUGGCAGCCGGUUUACUGUAUGAAUCAACCUGGCAGCCGGUUUACUGUAUGAAUCAACCACGUUUCCUUCACUUCAGCUCUUUGUCCACAUGCUUGGAAAAAUCUGCCACAUCUACAUGUGCAGUACGGACCUACUCUCCUCCUCGGCCUCGGAUCAAGGUUUAUCCUUGACUUGUGCCAUAAAGACACUGUUCAUAUGCCAAACGGCCCGAACCCUAACCAACGGAGAAACCUGGAAUUUCCCUUUGGAGUAGUAGUUCGUUGACAGAGCACAUGCAGGGAAGGUGGACCGACCAGGGAUCGGUAUGUGGUCACACAUUGUCUACUGUAAGAGGAGAGGAGAUGCUGUGUGUGUGUGUGUGCGUGUAACUCAGUUUGUGUGUGUGUGUAAGUGUGCUCCCCCUCCUCUUCCCUUAAUAGGAAAUGAAAAUGACGUAUGUUCAAAGCUUUCUCUCUCUGUUUCCUGCCUGGCUUGGUGAUGGUGUUGAACAGGUUACAGAGACUCCACAUAUUAAUAGAAGAACUCAACUGACCACUUUACAAUAUUUACUACCACUUCUGGCUACAUCACUGGCCUAGCACUUCCAUUGGCUCUUACAGUGUAUAUUCUCUGAUGCUCUGAUGAAGGCAUAACUGCGCUAGCCUGUCCGGGACGAAAAUAAAAAGGUGAAAUGAGGUGACGUCUUUGUUUAAAAAAAACAUUUUGGAGUGCCGCCGUUUCCCAAUGUUCUUGAACUUGGGAUUUAAUUCAAAGUGUACAUUCUCGCUCUCUCUCUCUCUCUCUCUCUCUCUCUGCCCUUUUGAAAGCAGAGACACACAGAGCUAGGACUAUUCUUUAUCACAGUACACACUCGAUUUAAUCCCUGUCUGAUGCCUGCCAUUUGUUGAGAGCCCUUCUCUCUUUUCUCCUUUUUACGCUUGUCUUUCUCCUCCUUUCCUCUCUCAGCUCCAGUAGCAGGUCAGACCAGGGGUAACCAAGGGGACGAAGCGAGGGCUUAUUUUUUCUGUCUCUCUCUCCAGUUGACAUAAUAACUUAUUCAUCACAGUAGCCUUAGCUGAGGCUGUGGCAUUUAGGGACCUCUCCUUGUGCUGUUGUGCACUGACACACACUAGUUGAAGCUCCAUUUUUAGAUCUUGUUAUACAUGAUGUAUACAUAUCAAGGCGUCCAUGUCAAACCUAACACUUGGGAAGGGCAAAAUCUGAAAUGGCAAAGUAGAGCACUGUUUAGGCUGGGGGCAAAAGCUGCAGUCUUUCAUUCCCUACCAUGAUGAUCAUGAUGAUUGACAUGGCUAAUGAGGAUAAGAGGUUGAUAAAUAGAUCAUGAUAUUAUUGGUUGUUUCCUUGUUGUUUCCAGACACCUGGGUGUUGGAGUGAAGAAGCAGGAGAGAGGAGGAGCACACAUCAGCGCUCGGCGUCUUGGGGCAGCGCCGACCAGCUCAAAGAGGUAUACACUCACUCACGCUUGCAUAUGCAUGCACGACACAUGCAUACGCACACACACCACACUAAAACAUGUCAUAAGAAACCCUUCAGAAGAAACUACUACUUGCAGCACUUUCCUAAUGACCAUUGGGCUGAGGUGUUCUCAAAUCAACAAUGACAAUAUAUUGUACAGUAGGCCUCCAUGUAAAACUUAUGAAAUCUGCUAUCCUAGCACACUGUGCAUCCGUAUCAUUGCUAUCAUCCUCCUUUAACCCAGACCUAGAUUCUGCCAUGUUGAGAUGGCUUUGAAGUUGACAUGACAACUAGAAUGACAUCAGUCUAUAGGAAACUGCCUACCACCUGCCAUCGGUCUCUGUCUCUCUCUUGCUCUCCACCAAGUGCCACCUUCUAUAUAUAACUUCCUGUAUGACCUCAGACUUCCGCAUGCUCAGGACUUGGUCUGUUCUAAUGCUGGGUGUCAGAGACGGAGCGUAGGGCCGGGCGGUCGAUGUCUUAUCAUCCCCUCUCAGCUCCACCAUGGUGCUAUACGGCCACCACCAGGGAGGAGGCAGAUAACACUAUCUAUCUCCCUCGCAACUAACCAGACACGUCCCCUCACAGCAACCAACCGCCAACCCAGCCAUAACCCAACAGGCAAUUUAUGGACAGGAAAGACAGCCAGGCAGGCCUCAGAUUCCUCUCUCUCUUUCUUUCAUUCUUUCUCUCCCCUUUCUCUCUCUCUCUCUGUUUUCUCUCUCUCUCCAUAGUUUAACAGCAGGGAAAGCACCUAAAAUAGUCGUGUUCAGGCAUGUUCCUUAGUAACUGUAGUGACGCUGCAGUGCAGAGGGAUUGAGUUGAAGUCUCCUUCAGUUACACCAUGAUUGUUUGUAGGGCUAUAUAACCUCAAAAGAGAUCUCAGGGUUGUUAAGCGACUGUAAUCCACAGUAAUCCUAACCUCAUAGACCUCAUUAUUUACAAACACUUCCUGUCACUUAACUCUUGUUGUGUUCUUAUUUCCUCAGCGUUACAUAGGAUGUACUCGCUCCACUUUCAACCCUGUGAAAGUACUGCCCAGCCCAGCUUAAUGUCUUACAACUCACACACGCGCGCACACAUACACAUACACAUACACAUACACAUACACAUACACAUACACAUACAGCAAUACCGCAAGGACAACAUGUUUUUUGACUUGCCAUGUAACGCUGCCGGACAAUGAACACAUUCAUACUCUGUCACAGCUGCUGACUGGGUUUUCAGUUAGCUACUGUGUACUAUAUGCACUAGUGGUAUGUCAUUUGAAGUGAAUGGCUGGGAAAGUGCAGGGAGGGGUGGAGUAAGAAUAUAAGCGCUUGAGUUUGUUUAUUUUGGUGCUGGAAUAAAGCAGUGGAGCAACGUAUUUUAUAAAACCUGUUAGGCUGGGUGUUUGUGUUGUGUUUCUAUAGUAAAAUGACUUUACAUUUACGUCAUUUAGCAGACGCUCUUAUCCAGAGCGACUUACAGUUAGUGAGUGCAUACAUUAUUUAUUUUGUAUUUUUUCAUACUGGCCCCCCGUGGGAAUCGAACCCACAACCCUGGCGUUGCAAACGCCAUGCUCUACCAACUGAGCUACAUCCCUGCCGGCCAUUCCCUCCCCUACCCUGGGCCAAUUGUGCGCCGCCCCAUGGGUCUCCCGGUCAAGGCCAGCUACGACAGAGCCUGGAUUCGAACCAGGAUCUCUAGUGGCACAGCUAGCACUGCGAUGCAGUGCCUUAGACCACUGCGCCACUCGGGAGAUAGACUUGCUGGAAGAAGAUCAAGGACAGUUUGUGUAAAUGCAUUGUGAAACAAUCAUUGUACUAUAGAAACACAACACAAACACCCAUCCUAGCAGGUCCUUAUCAAAGGAGGCUCUGUCUGAAUGGACGGGCUGAUAUGUGAUCCACUUUCUUUAGCCAUCAUGGACCUGGUGCACUCAACAGUUAGUCAGCUUUCCAGAUAACUCAAGAAUCAGUAGGUGAUAUCCUCUGCCAAAUCUCUCCUAUGAUGCUGAGUCCAAAAUAAAGAUAGUAAAGAAAAACAAAGGCUACAUGUAUUGUAAAAUAUGUUGCUCCACUGCUUUAUUCCAGCACCAAAAUAAACAAACUCCAACACAAUGCAUUUCACAAUGCAUUUACACAAACCGUCCUGUAUCUUCUUCCACCAGAGCAUGUACUUUAUCUUCUUCCACCAUAGCAUGUACUUUAUCUUCUUCCACCAUAGCAUGUACUUUAUCUUCUUCCACCAUAGCAUGUCCGUUAUCUUCUUCCACCAUAGCAUGUACUUUAUCUUCUUCCACCAUAGCAUGUCUGUUAUCUUCUUCCACCAUAGCAUGUACUUUAUCUUCUUCCACCAUAGCAUGUCCGUUAUCUUCUUCCACCAUAGCAUGUCCGUUAUCUUCUUCCACCAUAGCAUGUCUUGCUGGUGUAAAAGGUGACCUGUGUUGUGCUACUAUAGUGAAAUGACUGAGCCUACAAUUACUUCUGUGUAAAGGCGCAGGGAAAAUAACAUGUCUGGGCUUGUCCUGGCUAGUAGUGAGAUGCUGCAUACAUAAUAAGAAUAAGAUGGCUACCAUGUGGCAAGCAACUGUUUAUCUGAUUUGACAUUAACUGUACUGUGCUUCUAUCUGAUAUACAAAGGGCCCCACUUGUCUGAGAGUUCAAAAGGCUAUUUUGGCAAUUGGAACUUUCCUCUGUGGGCUAAUAUGGAUGCAAAAUUAUAAAGACAAAGAUUUGGGUCAAAGAUAUACCUAGAGCCACACAGACAGGUGUUCUAGCCCUUUGUCCUUAUUGGUCAGAGCACAGGGGAUUCUCAAACCAGAUAAGGAAGCCAAUACACAGAUAGGAACGUCUGUGGGUCUUUCAAAGGUGUGAACGACACCAUGCAAAUGAAAUACAUUAUCUAUAUCGUAAAUGGCCUUUUAAGAUGUGUUUGCAUACUCAAAUUGACCCAGUCUGUGUGCGCGUUACGUUUUAUGGAUCUUCCUUUAGCUUUUAUUUCACACUAUCUCUUUUAGAUGUACAUCGGGACUGCACAGCUCCAGCUCUACAUGUGAUCUGAUGCAUUCAUUACUGGAGCUGCCUGCCUAGGGGCUUUUCCCUGAGCUAUGGCGACCCCUGGUGGAUAUAUUGGGUUAUGUCAAAAACAUGUGAAAAGAUGAAAUAGACAAAGAAGUUAAUCUGUUAACAUGUUACUAUUCCUUUCUCUCAUUUCUCUCUUUGUCUCCUGUCUUUCUCCCUCUCUUCUCCUCUCCCUUUCUCCACUUCCUCCUCCUCUCUUCCUCCUCCCUCUGUUCUCCUCAGCAGAUAGCCAAGCUCCGGCAGCAGCUGCGUGGCAGCAGUAAGCAGCAGCAGGGAGGUCGUCAGUCUCAGUGUCAAAGAGACAAAGACAGCCUGUCCCCUUUACAGGGACCUAUCAACACCAUCAACACCACGGCCAACCAAGCACAGGUGAGGCACAAUACUGCCAUCCAAACCUGAGUUCUAUACUGGUUAUAUACUAUACAUACUGGCCCCCCGUGGGAAUCGAACCCACAACCCUGGCGUUGCAAACGCCAUGCUCUACCAACUGAGCUACAUCCCUGCCGGCCAUUCCCUCCCCUACCCUGGACGACGCUGGGCCAAUUGUGCGCCGCCCCAUGGGUCUCCCGGUCACGGCCAGCUACGACAGAGCCUGGAUUCGAACCAGGAUCUCUAGUGGCACAGCAUAGCUCAGCAAAAUGGUGUGUGUGAUUUAGCUUGUUUGGCGGAGUGGAACCAAUGCAAUCGGCCCAAAAUUUCAAACUCUGCACCCCCGCCAACCCAACACGCCAGGGAAGCUAAAUCACAAAAACUCUGCGCUUCUUAUAAUAUGUGUAAGGUGGAGGUUUCAUUUUUGAAUGUCUCUCUCUGCGGUUGUGUCCCUGGAUCCUGCAGUGGUCCUGCAUGUCUAAGUCAUCUCAGAUGUCCAACAUGACGGUACCCAAGCCCUCCAUCACCAGAGUGCCCAGCAGCAUGGAGGGAAUCAACCACGAGCUGGAGAAGGUCUUCAUCAGAGACAACAACGGAGAGAAGGAAGAGCUCAAGGUGAAGGACGGACUGUUAGACAUAUACCAUCACAUAUUUCAACCUGGUCUCAGAGUAUUUCGUAUUAUUCGCGUUAUACGCCCAGAAAUCCACUCCGACCAACCACCCUCCUUUCGUUUUUUGCCUUAAGUAACCUUCUAUCUUAUGUUACCAUACCAAAUGUAACAUAUCAUACUCAUUUGAGUGUCCCGGAUUUGCCUUUACUAUGUUACGUGUAGUCUAUGAGACCAGGCUGCAUAUUUACACUCUCAGUCAAGGGUGACUUCAGUCAGGGUCAUGUGUCUGGAGGUGACAGAGGAGUAGACACGCACACAAACGCAACCACUCAUUCACCUGUUGUGUCACUGGCAAUCCUAUUACUUCCAAAUAUUUACUGAGGAACAUCUUGCUCUCUCUCCCGCUAUCUCUCGUUCUGUAUUUUUCUUCACCCCCCUCCUCCCUCAACCCCCGCCCUCCCCAGGUGUUGGAGGUACCAGAUGGGCGGCGAGCCCCCUUUCCCCCCCAGCAGCGUAGCAGUAGUACCCGUAGCGUGGACACACAGACCCCCUCUGCCCCCGGCCGCUCCAGCAGUAGUUCCAGCCUGUCCCCCUGUCCCUCUCCCGCCUGCCCCCCGGGGUCCGGCUCACACGGGGGGAGCCCUUACUCCACCGACGAUCUGCUCUACGACAGGGAUAAAGGUAGGACUGUCAGGAUUCCCUCUCAGACCAAGGGCAAGGCCUCCAUUGUCCAUUGGACAUCCUGCUGUUGUGCCCUUGAGCAAGGCUCUGAACUCCCAACGUGGACUGUGUUUGUGUCUUGUCCGGGGGGUUGGCAGUAGAGCAUAAGGCAAAUGUAAUCUUAUUUUCUGACCGUUUCUGACCAUUGUCUCUGUCUCUCUGUCUACAGACAGUGGCAGUAGCUCUCCGCUGCCUAAGUUUGCCUCGUCUCCUAAACCCAACAACAGCUACAUGUUCAAGAGAGAACCCCCAGAGGGCUGUGAGAAGAUCAAGGUGUUUGAGGAAAUUAGGUAAUUACAGCAAGAGACCAGGGACCUGGUACAGGAGGGUUUGAUUAGAUUUUUUAGGAUCUCUUUUAUCGCACCAAAUUUCACAUGUCCUUGAUACUGAACGUCAGUUACGUUUACAUGUCAUGAAAAGAGUUAAAACGUUGUCUCUUACUUUUCUCUUUGUCUGUCCAGCUCCAGGCAGUCAGCGUCCGUCCCUCUCUUCUCCUGCCCCGACAAGAACAAGGUCAACUUCAUCUCCACCGGCUCCGCCUUCUUCCCCGUCAGACUGACCCCCGGUGCCCAGCACCUCUCUGUGACCUCUCACCCCGACGACGACCCCGAGGCCGGCCCCAGCUCAAUGAUGUCAGCAUUCUGCCGCGUCCUCCCCUCUCAGGUCCACACCUCCACCAGCACAGAUGACGCUCCCACCCCUGAGGAGGCUGCCCCUGCAAUGCCCACCUCCCCCCAGCAGGGGGAGACACCAGAGACUGCCCUCCAGACAGACAGCCUGGCCAUCAGCUAG
Messenger RNA from Coregonus sp. 'balchen', 13111 nucleotides. The record is from the annotation of a GenBank genome assembly. NCBI's taxonomy places the organism in Eukaryota, Metazoa, Chordata, Actinopteri, Salmoniformes, Salmonidae.